Messenger RNA from Oryzias latipes (Japanese medaka), 4249 nucleotides. Its product is annotated as WD repeat-containing protein 19. Gene Ontology annotation, cellular component: intraciliary transport particle A; cilium. The record is from RefSeq and is a predicted model, not a curated record. Gene Ontology annotation, biological process: cilium assembly; intraciliary retrograde transport. Gene Ontology annotation, molecular function: protein binding. Lineage: Eukaryota; Metazoa; Chordata; Actinopteri; Beloniformes; Adrianichthyidae.
UGUAGUGGACGCCUGAGAGUGAAGCAUUGUGGGAAAUACGUUUUUUAUCCCCUUUAGGUUGAGAAUCUGAUGGCACGAAAACUUCAGUUUCGAGAUAAUUAAAUCAAACAAAAUGAAGAGUGUUUUUAUUCUUGCCGACAAGGCCUGGACCGGCUCCAACCUGCUUUACAAAUGGCAAAAAAGUCUUGGUAAUUAUAUUGCUGUUGCAGGACAGGACAACUCGGUAAAAAUAUUUGAUCGGUAUGGACAUAAAUGGACUGAACUCAACCUUCCAGGGCGCUGUAUGGGGAUGGACUGGGAUAACGACGGCGACAUUCUGGCCGUUAUUGCAGCAAAAUCCGUCUCCAUCUACCUGUGGGACGCCAGUGUCAAUAAAACAUCACAGAUAGACAGUGGCCUGAACAAAGAUCAGAUGUCCUUCAUCUUGUGGUCAAAGACCGGCCCUCUGUUAGCUGUAGGGACCGCCAAAGGAAACCUGUUGAUUUACAACAGACAAACCUCACGCAAAAUCCCGGUCUUAGGGAAACACACCAAAAGGAUCACCUGUGGAUGCUGGAACUCUCAGAAUUUAUUGGCCCUGGGGAGCGAUGACAACACUCUCACCAUCAGUAACCAUGAAGGAGAUACCAUCUCACAGGCUGCACUGCGUGGAGAACCUGGUGACAUUUACUUUUCAUCGAUGAAAACAGAUGAAAGAUCAUCUCACGGAGAGAGUACUGUGAGUGUGAUUGUGGAUAAGAAAUCCCUGAUGCUCUUCAAUAUCAACGACCCAGAAAACCCAAUAAAACUGGCUUUUCAGAGGACCUAUGGAAGCAUUGUGUCCUACCACUGGUAUGGCGAUGGAUAUAUUCUUAUUGGAUUCUCCCAUGGAUACUUCAUAGUCAUUUCGACACAUAUUAGGGAGAUCGGGCACGAGAUCUAUCAGACUCGCAACCAGGAGGAUAGUCUCAACAGUGUGGCCGUAUCGCCAGCCCUCCACAAAGCUGCAUCUUGUGGGGACAACAGCAUCAAAGUCCACGAGUUGUCUGAGUCGAAAUAUAUCAGCAGCGUUGUUCAACUUGACGAGGACAUUAAAGGUCUGGAUCAGAUAAGUUGGACAGACGACGGGCAACUUUUUGCUGUCUCGACCAAAAAAGGGGCGCUUCACGUCUUUCUGUUCAAGCUACCCAUCCUGGGUGACAGCUACGGUACCAGGCUGGCCUACCUCACCUCCCUGCUGGAGAUUACUGUUUCUAAUCAGGUGGAAGGGGAGAAACCAGUGACCAUAGAGGUGGAAGUAGAGCCCACCUUCAUCGCAGUGGGACCGUAUCAUGUGGCUGUGGGCAUGAACAACAGAGCCUGGUUCUAUGCUCUAGAUGACCAAAAACCCGGAUUUAACUUGCUGAAGGACACCGAGUAUUUAGGCACGAUCGUCAGCAUGCACCUCAACUCUGAUUAUGCAGCGGCUCUGUUUGAGGGGAAAGUGCAGCUUCACAUGAUUGAAAGCAGGCACCAGGAGGAAAGGAAGCAAAUGAAACUUUUUCCAGAUGAUGUCAAAAAGAGCCGGAUCCUUUGUCACGCCCUCACCUCGGACUUCCUCUACUACGGCACUGAUAUGGGUAACGUUGUGUGCGUCUUGGUGGAGGACUGGGAGACUCUGAGCACCUACAGUCAUCCUGUUGGAGUCAGGAAAGUGUUUCCUGAUGCCAACGGCACACAUGUGGUGUUCAUCGACGACGAAAACAGCGGCUUCCUGUUGUCCCCUGCAAAUGUAACGGCUUCCUGCUUUGAGCUCCCCAAUUUUUCUCCCACCAUCACAGGAGUGUUGUGGGACACCUGGCACGCAGACCGAGGAGUGUUUGUGGCCUAUGACAACGACAAAGUCUACACAUAUGCCUUUCACAAAACCACUGUUUAUGGCCCUCGGGUGGUGUUGGUUGGGAGCGCUGCGCUCCUGUUUUCCCAGAAGCCUUUGCUGCUGUACAAUGGUGAGCUGACCUGUCAGACGUCAAGCGGCAGGACCAGCGAACUGGCUCUGAGCACGCACUCCUUUCUCAGGCCGCCGACUGGCUCUGCCGCCGAUCCAGAGGAGCUCAGAAAGCAGCUCGCUGAGGCUCUCCAGCUUAAAAGGUUCCAGGAGGCGUGGGAUCUGUGCAACUCAGCAGGAAGCAGUGCAGACUGGGCGGCGUUGGGCAGGGCUUGUUUGGUCCACAUGGAGGUGGAGCUGGCCAUCCGGGUCUACCGCAUCAGUGGCAACAGGGACAUGGUUCUGUCACUGCAGAGCAUCCAGGGUAUAGAGGACAAGAACUUACUAGCAGGACACCUGGCCAUGUUUCUGGAGGACUACAAUGUGGCCCAAGACCUUUUUCUGUCUUCAAGUUGCCCAAUCACUGCUUUGGAGAUGAGAAGAGAGUUGUUGCACUGGGACAGUGCACUUUUGUUGGCAAAAAGGCUUGCAGAGGACCAGAUUCCGUAUAUAUCUAAAGAGUAUGCCAUCCAUUUGGAGUUUGUAGGAGAUUACGUAAACGCUUUGGCUCAUUAUGAAAAAGGCAACACUCACAGCGAUAGCGAGCACGAUGAGACGUGCCAGGCAGGCGUGGCCAGGAUGUCCAUCAGGAUGGGAGACGUGAGGAGAGGAGCAGCUCUGGCGGUUCAGCAUCCCAGCAGACUUCUCAAGAAGGAGUGUGGAGCCAUUCUGGAAAGCAUGAAGCAAUUCUCUGAAGCCGCCCAGCUUUAUGAAAAAGGCCAGUUUUAUGACAAGGCUGCGUUAGUUUACAUCCGCUGCAAGAACUGGGCAAAAGUAGAAGAGCUGCUCCCCAACGUCUCCUCUCCCAAGAUUCACCUGCAGUACGCCAAAGCCAAAGAAGCAGACGGAAAGUAUAAGGAGGCCGCUCUGGGCUAUGAAAGCGCUAAAGACUGGGACAACGUGAUCCGUGUGCUACUGGACCACCUGAACAACCCAGAUGACGCCGUACGCAUCGUCAGGGAGACGCAGAGCAUUGAUGGAGCAAAGAUGGUCGCCAGGUUCUUCCUGCGCUUGAACGACUAUGGCUCGGCCAUCCACUUCCUGGUUCUGUCCCAGUGCAACGAGGAGGCUUUCCAUCUGGCACAGCAGCACGGGCAGAUGGAGGUCUACGCUGCAAUCAUCGGCUCUGAGGCAACACAGGAGGACUACCAGAGCAUCGCUCUCUACUUUGAGGGAGAAAAGAAACACCUGCAGGCUGGCAAGUUCUUCCAGAAGUGUGGGCAGUACAGCAGAGCCCUGAAGCACUUUCUGAAGUGUUCCAAUACAGAGGACAACCAGGCCAUCGAAAUGGCUAUAGAGACUGUGGGUCAGGCUAAAGAUAUGACUUUGACCAAUCAGCUGAUCGAUUUCCUGCUGGGAGAAAGUGAUGGAAUGCCAAAGGAUGCAAAGUACCUUUUCCGUCUCUACAUGGCUCUGCAGCAGUACAGGGAGGCUGCUCGCACCGCCAUCAUCAUUGCCAGAGAAGAGCAGUGUGCAGGCAGCUACCUUAAUGCUCACAACGUGCUGUUCAGCAUGUACACCGAGCUGCAAGCUCACAAGAUCAAAAUCCCUGCAGAAAUGGCCACCAAUCUGAUGAUCCUGCACUCCUACCUGCUGGCCAGGAUCUAUACAAAGAGAGGAGAUCACCUGAAGGCGGCGCGCAUGCUCAUCCGUGUCAGCAACAACAUUAGCAAGUUUCCAGCACACGUUGUUCCAAUUCUAACGUCAGCGGUAAUCGAAUGCCAGCGUGCCGGUCUAAAGAAAUCCGCCUUCAGCUUUGCUUCCAUGCUGAUGAGACCAGACUACAGAAACGAUGUGGACCCGAAGUUCAGGAAGAAGUUUGAAUCCCUGGUUCGACAUCCACAGAUGUCCGAGCUGGAUGAAGAAACCACUCCGUGUCCUUACUGCGGAUUCCAGCUGCCAGAAAAUGAGCUUCUGUGCAUCGCCUGCAAGAACAACAUCCCCUACUGCAUCGCCACGGGUCGUCAUUUAAUAAAAGAAGACUGGUCUACUUGUCCGCACUGUGACUUUCCUGCACUCUACUCACAGUUUAUUCUGUUCCUGGAAACAGAGACAGCCUGUCCCAUGUGUUUUGAAAACCUGAGUGCGAAGGAGCUGAAGAAGAUCCCGGAUUGUUCCAAAUACCUGCAGACCAACGAGCUGGAUCCAUGACAAGACAGGAUCAGUGCGUCUCAGCUGUAGGACUUCUCAAAUGCUAUAUUUUAUACAUGUACUCAAAUUGUAAUAAAUCGCAUUUCAAAAUUU